Rhodotorula toruloides NP11 is the source of this 1005-nucleotide messenger RNA. RefSeq names its product rRNA 2'-O-methyltransferase fibrillarin. Bases 1 to 1005 code for a protein of 334 amino acids. Gene Ontology annotation, molecular function: RNA binding; histone H2AQ104 methyltransferase activity; rRNA methyltransferase activity. The record is from RefSeq and is a predicted model, not a curated record. Gene Ontology annotation, cellular component: nucleolus; box C/D methylation guide snoRNP complex; small-subunit processome. The transcript is spliced from 7 exons. Gene Ontology annotation, biological process: rRNA methylation; box C/D sno(s)RNA 3'-end processing. NCBI's taxonomy places the organism in Eukaryota, Fungi, Basidiomycota, Microbotryomycetes, Sporidiobolales, Sporidiobolaceae.
AUGGCAUUCAACGCUCCCGGUGGUCGUGGCGGACGCGGCGGUGGAUUCGGUGCUCGCGGUGGACGAGGCGGAGGAGCUGGUGGCCGUGGCGGCGGACGUGGUGGUGGAUUCUCGGCACGCGGCGGUGCUGCUGGAGGACGCGGUGGUGCUCGCGGCGGCGGACGUGGCGGAGGACGCGGCGGUGCUCCUCGCGGUGGCGGUCGCGGCGGUGCCGGCGGACGUGGUGGUCGUGGCGGUGCCCGCGGCGGCAAGGGCGGUGUUGGCGCCAAGGGCGGCGCCAAGGUGAUCCUCGAGCCUCACCGUCACCCGGGAGUGUUCGUCGCAAAGGGCAAGGAGCACCUCCUCGUCACGCGCAACCUCGUCCCCGGCGAGUCGGUCUACGGCGAGAAGCGCAUCUCGAUCGAGCAGCCCAAUGCCGACCCCAACUUGCCUGCCGAGAAGGUCGAGUACCGCGUUUGGAACCCGUUCCGCUCCAAGUUGGCGGCUGGUAUCCUCGGUGGUUUGGACGACAUCCACAUCGGCCCCGGCAAGAAGGUCCUCUACCUCGGUGCCGCCAGCGGAACGUCCGUCUCGCACGUCGCCGAUGUCGUCGGUCCGGAGGGCACCGUCUACGCUGUCGAGUUCUCUCACCGCUCUGGUCGUGACCUCGUCAACAUGGCCAAGAAGCGCACCAACGUCAUCCCCAUCGUCGAGGACGCCCGUCACCCCAACAAGUACCGCAUGCUCCUCUCGAUGGUCGACGUCGUCUUCGCCGACGUUGCUCAGCCCGACCAAGCGCGUAUCGUCGCUCUCAACGCCCACCACUUCCUCAAGCGGGGAGGACACGCCGUCAUCUCGAUCAAGGCGUCUUGCAUCGACUCGACUGCGCCGGCGGAAGCCGUCUUUGCCGCCGAGGUCAAGAAGUUGCAGAGUGAGGGAUUCAAGCCCAGGGAGCAGUUGACGCUUGAGCCGUACGAGCGUGACCACGCGAUGCUUAUUGCCCUUUACCAGCGCGAUUCCAAGUAA